ACUUGUACGUAAAGAAGGAGGAAGGUGUUGCCUCUCUCCAACAUGGCGGCGACCAUAGAUACCAGCAAUGCCGUUCAGGCUACAAAGAAAAAGCAUCUCGGGAUCCCCGAAGCUAUUUUUGUGGAGGAUGUGGACUCCUUUAUGAAAAAGCCUGGCAACGAGACGGCAGACUCUGCGCUGAGGAAGCUGGACGAGCAGCACCAGAAAUAUAAAUACAUGGAGCUCAACCUGUCCCAGAAGAAACUCAGGUUGAAAAGCCAGAUCCCACAAAUCUCACAGACGCUAGAAAUCCUGCGACACAUGCAGAAGAAAAAGGACACCAAAACUCCCAUGGACACGCACUUCCUAUUGGCCGACAAUGUUUACUGCAAGGCUUCAGUGCCGCCCACCGAUAAAGUGUGCCUAUGGUUAGGGGCUAACGUGAUGUUAGAGUACGACAUCGAUGAAGCCCAGGCUCUGCUGGAGAAGAACCUGUCCACGGCGUCUCGUAACUGCGAGACACUCGAGGACGAUCUGGACUUCCUGCGAGACCAGUUCACCACCACCGAAGUCAACAUGGCACGAGUUUACAACUGGGACGUGAAGAGAAGGAGCAAAGAAAACCUCCUCAAAUCUGCAGACAAGUCUUAAUACCGACAGCGUCCACAUCCCGUCUGCUAACUAUGUUCUACUCUCAUAAAUACGAAUAAAGACCCAGUCCCCUUCAAGUCAUGUGUAUGUUCACCCCUAUAGCUCUGUGGAGAAGAGGGCAUAUUUCAAAUAUAAAAGUUGUGUUUGAUUUAACUCAUUGAGAUUAAAUCACUCUUCAUUUGAAAUAUGCCCUCCGUUAAGUCAAGCUUCCACCACUACUGUUAUCAGUUGAUUUGUUACUUUUUAAAGUAUUUUUUUCAAGUAAAAAAUAACAAAAACAAAGGCAAUUUUUUGUAUUCUUUUUUUAUUGAUUUAAGUACUCCUAUCUUUGGCAGAUUUAUGUGUGAGGGUUUUCUUGCAUCGUUUUUCCCUCCCUCCUGAUUCAGACUUAUUGGAUGACAAAGUGGUUCAGUGUUCACUCCUCCGUCCUUUAACACUCUGCCAUCUCUUCCUCCUCCUCCUCUUCCUCCUCAGCCGCUGUUCUGUCUGUAUUUAUUUGUCUCACUGUAUUCACUAUACGCUGAAUGAAGUAAAAGAAGAACAUUUGGGCAACGAGAAAAUA
Messenger RNA from Trematomus bernacchii (emerald rockcod), 1192 nucleotides. It is a transcript of the gene vbp1, whose product is annotated as von Hippel-Lindau binding protein 1. Gene Ontology annotation, cellular component: prefoldin complex; cytoplasm. The record is from RefSeq and is a predicted model, not a curated record. Gene Ontology annotation, biological process: microtubule-based process; protein folding; tubulin complex assembly. The transcript has 6 exons. NCBI's taxonomy places the organism in Eukaryota, Metazoa, Chordata, Actinopteri, Perciformes, Nototheniidae. Gene Ontology annotation, molecular function: tubulin binding. Bases 43 to 630 code for a protein of 195 amino acids.